This is a messenger RNA of Aspergillus chevalieri, 3480 nucleotides long. Its product is annotated as putative C2H2 finger domain protein. Lineage: Eukaryota; Fungi; Ascomycota; Eurotiomycetes; Eurotiales; Aspergillaceae. The transcript has a single exon. The record is from RefSeq and is a predicted model, not a curated record. The coding region runs from base 1 to 3480 and encodes 1159 amino acids.
AUGUCGUCUCAACUCUCGCCAAAUCAUCCCUCUAUCGAAACCAGCCUCAAAGAUCCUAGCUACUCAGACCCUUACCUCUCUGCUCCUCUCGACCCAGAUGAAGCUGCUUUCCGGUCGUCGGCCAUCCGCUUGACUCCAGCGCCUGAUGAUAUUCCUGCAGCUUCGUCUCCGGCUCCCUCAAAUUUCCAUACGAACGGCAUCGCUACACCCAGUAUCGAUACAUCAUGUUUCGACCAGGACUCGUUACAUCCAGACAACAGCAGCGCAUCUGUUUUCGGCCCGGGCGAGGAACUCUUGAGCAAUCCUAGCUUAUCCUCUCCCAAUGCGGAUGACGGAAUGACGGGCUUGAACCUGAACCUGAAUUUGAACCCCGCCGAUUUCACAAAUAAUUGGCAGCAAAACUCGUCUACAUCGCUUGGGACACAGCAGCAUGGUUUGGAAGCCAUGGAAUUAUCUUCUCCCCAGCCAAUUAUGCCGGCUGCCCAGCUUCUCAGCCCCAGUUUGUCCGAACAUACAAGUCCAACCUCGGACCUGGGCAAUCUAUCAUAUUUUCCUUCUGGUAAUGAUGCGCUCCUGUCUCCUGAAGGCUCCCAGAAGAACGGCACACUGCUGCCAUCGCUAAUCACCACUCCACUCAACGACAAUUUGAGUGCUCAUGCAGAUCCGGAAUCUGCCAGAGCCCGGAGCCCCAUUGUGAUGGUGGAAGACACUUCAGGCGAUUUGCCGAGUGCCACCAUCCACAGUCGACGUCCGUCCUCCGCCUAUCUCUCUCCGGGCGGCAUGGAUGACGACGAAGACAUGGACGAUGAUUGCUCGUCCAUUUCCCGUGCCUCUGAUGGAUCAUGGAUCCGGAACACGACCACCGGGCUGGGCGGUGUGGACCCAACUCUGAGAGAAGAUAUUUGGGUGCCCAGCCCCAACGACAUGGAAGUCCAUCGCCAGAUAUUUGAAAAGACCGCCGACAUUCAUAGCUGGACGGCUACCGUCAGUGCAGCCACGAGCGAGGUGGGAGACGAUAACCUCCUCAGCGUUCGUGGCCGAGGCGCCCGGCCGGCGCACCGUCGUCGUGCAAAGAGCACGGGAGACGCGUCCCUGCAACUGGACUAUCUCAACUACAGCUCUCAGUAUAACAGCCUCGCGAUUCCCGGUCCAGGCAUUCUGAUUCAGGAAAAGAGCGACGUUGGGUCCAGUGAACCCGACUCAGCAAGCAGGUCGGAAUCGCCCGUUGCCAGUAUUCUCCUGACUACGGAGGAUGAAAUGGACCACGAUAUUCCCGCCAACCAACCCAGCUUGGAAUAUGAGGAUCCCCUGCCUAGCCAGUUCAUUCGCGCUCGCCAGUGGCAGGAUAACCUCCAGGGUGACAGCUCGACUGCCGCCAUGCUAGAGUUCCAGCAAAGAGCUAGAGAAAUGGACAAUGCCUCGCGGAUGGCCACUUGGGGUACUCGACACGUCAACGAAGCGGAAGUCAGCAGCAUCGUUGGCGGUGAUUCCAUGGAAAAGUUGACAAUUGGCGAACAGGGCAGAGGCAAAGAGCGGCGAAGUAGUCUUCUAAGCCUUCUUCCUCGAGCUGCUUCCCCGCUGAAACGGCAGCGGUCGAUGGAACUCUCCCUCGACACGCCGGCUUCGAACAACAAAGGUGUCCAGGGCCAAGCUGGCGUGCAAAGGAAAACCAGCGUGUCUUCAAACCGCCGGAAGCUCAGUAUUGGACGCUCCCCAAGGUCGACCAGCAUAAGCACUGGCGGCGCGAUGGCUGCGAUUGCCGGUUCGAUGGCGGCCAUCGGUGGUGGGAACAGACUUUCGCCCGGUCCUCCUGCUGGUUGGUCCCGUGGAAGAAGCAAGAGUGAAGUCCCGCCACCUCCGCCAGAUCUGAUGGUUAGCUUUGGUGGGCCCUCCCCGGUUCCCAGCCCUGGAUCUUUCCCAGAAAAGCCGCAGCAGUUGAUCGACCAGGCACGGAACGGGAGAAAUGCCGGUAGGGAGGACGACGAGGAUGAGGAAGAGGAGGGAAUGGUGAUGGAGUUCCCAGUUCAAUCACACCUCCCCGUUCCGACACAUGAUGGGUUCAAAACGCAGAUCACCCAGUUGAACCCUCGGCUGGCGUCCUCACUGGUCGACCGUCUGGCGAACGAGCAGGUUCGCCGGUACAAGAAGCUCGUGGACCAGAAGGCCAGCCACUCUCGUGCCAUCGCUUCCCACUCGUGCAGUGCUGGGAAACACUGCUUUGGACAGGGCGGUGAAGCGAAAAUCCUGUCCCCUCGGACGACCAGCGCCCAGGAUGCGAAUGCACAAACACAGUUUCAGAUUCCCGGUUCCGAUGUCGCUGAUGAGGAUUCGGAGGACCUUGGCGAAGGCACUGUCACGGCGGCCCAAUUUCCUCCUGGGGUUCCCCUGCCACCGGUGCAGCGCCUCCCAGCCGAAUUCGAAUGUCCGUUUUGCUUCAAGGUGAAGAGUUUCCAAAAGCCGUCGGACUGGUCCAAGCACGUGCACGAAGAUGUACAACCGUUCACUUGCACGUUCCAGCGCUGCAAUGAGCCCAAGUCCUUCAAGCGUAAAGCGGACUGGGUCCGACACGAGAGUGAGCGGCACCGGCAACUGGAGUGGUGGACCUGCACGAUGCCCGAUUGCAGCCACACAUGUUACCGGAAGGACAAUUUCGUGCAGCAUCUCGUCCGCGAACACAAGAUGCCGGAGCCAAAGGCGAAGAAGGGUACCACCAAGAAUAAAGGAGAAGAGAGCCAGCGCGACCGCGAAAUCGCACGACUCUGGGAAUUGGUAGAGAAUUGCCGACACGAAACGACUAAGAACCCGCGGGACGAGCCGUGCCGGUUCUGCGGAAACGUGUGCAGCAGCUGGAAGAAACUUACAGUCCAUCUGGCUAAACAUAUGGAGCAGAUUGCUCUACCGGUCCUGGGACUUGUGCAGGAACGCGAAGUGGGGCCUACACAUACAAACUCCAGCCCUGCGGCAGUUUCCAGACAAAAGUCGAGUAUGCCUGUGGCCUUUGGUCAAGAUAACAUGGCAACAUUCAACUUGACAUAUCCUCCCCCGCAAUUGACUACGACACAAGACGGGUACCUCUCCGCAGAGCCCGUGUCCACAACGCAGGAUGGCUUCCUAUCCGCAGAGCCUGAGUCGAUGAAUUUGUUCGAAGAGUUGGCAUCGCCGCAGUUUCUACAUCCGGAAACGGGACAUCACUCUCCCCUUCAUCAGAGCUCAGUCUCAUAUCCACCUCCAUUCAAUUCAAUGUCACGACCGCAUACACCCAGUAAUCAUGAUGUCAGCAGCAACCCGGACAUGAGCAGCUUCUACAGCCCUAGUCCGGUCGUGCUCUCUCCCGGACCAUUAGACACGGGCUACGACGCACAGGAAUCAAUGUUUCUGUCCCCGACAACAGAGGAGGACUACUUCAAACCGGAUCUGACAGCCACAUCUUUGUCAUAUGACUCUGGGAUGGCGCAUCAUAUGCAGAACCAUUAUAUGUAA